AUGCCUUUAAAGGUACUGAAAAUCCACGCCGGCAAAAUCACGAAACACGGGGAUAUUGAUUACGAAGCUAUUGUCAAAUUGUCCGAUGGAUUCUCCGGUGCGGACCUAAGAAAUGUGUGCACCGAAGCAGGCUUAUAUGCCAUUCGUGCGGAAAGAGAAUAUGUUAUCGAGGAGGAUUUCAUGAAAGCAGUGCGCAAAGUGAGCGAUGCAAAGAGAUUAGAGACCAAACUCGAUUAUAAACCUGUCUGA
Molecule: messenger RNA, 249 nt
Organism: Gongylonema pulchrum
Lineage: Eukaryota; Metazoa; Nematoda; Chromadorea; Rhabditida; Gongylonematidae
Source: the annotation of a GenBank genome assembly